Molecule: messenger RNA, 1186 nt
Organism: Diabrotica virgifera virgifera (western corn rootworm)
Lineage: Eukaryota; Metazoa; Arthropoda; Insecta; Coleoptera; Chrysomelidae
Product: pre-mRNA-splicing factor 38B
Exons: 5
Coding region: 182-1117 (311 amino acids)
Cellular component (GO): precatalytic spliceosome
Source: RefSeq, a predicted model, not a curated record
AAAUGAAUAUUGCUCAAUCUGUUUCUCUCCAAAGUUUGAGCGGAGUCAAUAGGGAGUAAACUUUCUAAUUCGCAAACAUUUUUUUGCGUAAAAUAAACGCAAGAGCAUCCAUGUUAUAAUUUUCCAUAAAAAUUUAAAAAUAUAAAGGUAAAUAACCCAAAAAGUUUCUCUACCUGAAAAGAUGGAUCAAAAAGGUGGAAAUAGUGACGAUGAAAGUGCCCCAGCCAAAACAUCUAAACAAAAUAACGUUUUGCCACUCUGGGGCAACGAAAGGACAAUGAAUCUUAACCCCCUCAUUCUGACAAAUAUUCAGAGUUCACACUACUUUAAAGUUAAUCUGUAUGAAUUAAAAACAUACCAUGAAGUAGUGGAUGAAAUCUAUUACAAAGUAAGUCAUCUAGAACCAUGGGAGAAGGGCUCAAGACGUACCUCAGGACAAACUGGUAUGUGUGGUGGUGUAAGAGGAGUAGGUGCCGGAGGAAUAGUAUCUACUGCAUAUUGCCUUUUGUACAAAUUAUUUACCUUGAAGUUAACAAGAAAACAAUUAAAUGGUCUCAUAGGUCAUUGUGAUUCUCCUUACAUUAGAGCUUUGGGUUUUAUGUAUAUACGUUACACUUUCCCUCCUGCCAAUCUUCUGGAAUGGUACGAAGAUUAUUUAGAGGAUGAAGAGGAGCUAGAUGUAAAAGCUGGUGGUGGUCAAAAUAUGACUAUGGGAUUGAUGCUGAGGCAGUGGCUGGUCAAACUGGAUUGGUUUUCAACUUUAUUUCCCAGAAUUCCAGUUCCAAUUCAACAAAAAAUACAGAAACAUUUAGAGGGCCGUUUCCCACCACAUGCCGUCCAAGCAGCUUCAGAACGUGCGAGGGAAGACCGACAAUACGAACGAGACAGGCCUCGUCAGGAUCGACCACCGAGAGAUGACGUCCACCGAAGCUUUUUACGGGACGACGACCGAAGAAUAGAUCGAGAUACCAGAUUCGACAGACGGGACAGAGAUGUAGACCGGCGGGACCGAGAAAGAAAAUAUAGAGACCGAAGUCCAGUGAGGCGAAACUCCAGGAGUCCUCAACGGUCGCAUAAGCAUAGAGAUAGAAGUAGGGAUAGGCGGAAUCGCUAUUAAAUAAUUUAACUGUACCGAAAUAUGAGAAUGUUUGUUUCUUUUUUUAAUAUAACGUGUAAAUUUUCAAAA